Molecule: messenger RNA, 2298 nt
Organism: Oppiella nova
Lineage: Eukaryota; Metazoa; Arthropoda; Arachnida; Sarcoptiformes; Oppiidae
Source: the annotation of a GenBank genome assembly
AUUAAUCUAAGCGGUGGUCAAAAACAACGAAUCAGUUUAGCGCGGGCUGUAUAUAACGAGGCGGAUGUGUAUCUGUUGGACGACCCGCUGUCGGCCGUCGACUCUCAUGUGGGGAAACAUAUCUUCGAUAACGCGAUCGGACCAAAAGGUUUACUUAAAAACAAGACCAGGAUUUUGGUGACACAUAAGAUAGCAGUCCUCCCACAUGUCGACGAAAUUGUAGUCCUAAAGGACGGCCACAUCUCUGAGUGCGGCUCCUAUUCACAGCUCAUCAGAAACGGCGGCAGUUUUGCUGAAUUCUUAGCCGAGUUUAUGGCUGAAGGACCGGACGAAAUAGUAGAGCCCGAAGAUAUGGAGAUCAUCGAAGAGAUGGCUAAUCAUAUUGUCUCUGUUAACAGAGCGAAUAGUCCGUUACCUUCAUACUACUCUUCGUCAAGUUACCAAUCGUGGCCUCUCAGCCUUUGUCACCUCCGCCUGUCUGUCGUCUUCUGUCUCCUGGAGAAGACAAUCGAAAACUCGAAACUCAUUUCAACGGAACACCUGAAGACGGGUUCCGUCGGAUAUAAAACAAUCGAAAACUCGAAACUCAUUUCAACGGAACACCUGAAGACGGGUUCCGUCGGAUAUAAAGUGUAUUACGAUUACAUGAAAGCCAUAGGAAUUUUGGGGACAUUCAUAACAAUUUUCUCAUACAUAGCGGCAAAUGGUUUUGCUGUUGGAUAUCAGCUUUGGUUGAGUGAAUGGACGAGUGAUUCACAUAAGAAUUCCUCAAAUACUGUAACAACAUCUGAAAGACUGGAAGUGUAUGCGGCGCUAGGUUUAGGGCAAACCAUUUUUAUAUUGAUAGCUACCAUAACGUUAAACUUAGCAUGUCUUCGGGGCUCUAGUAUUCUUCAUGAGUUAAUGCUCGAGAAUGUGAUACGCCUUCCCAUGUCUUUCUUUGAUACAACGCCUAUAGAAAUCCAGCAUAAGAGUUAUCCAAAAAAGUCUCGGCGGCCAAGACAUGUAAUCAUAGCGGCGGGAACUCCUAUAGUGUUGGUGUCAUUCAUACCGUUAGGAAUUCUGUAUUACGCCGUCCAGAAGUACUACAUCUCCACAUCCCGUCAAUUAAAGCGUUUGGAUUCAGUGUCCCGAUCGCCCAUAUAUUCACACUUCUCAGAGACAGUGACCGGCGCCUCAUCCAUACGAGCUUACGGUGCGAUUCAACGCUUUAUUGAGGAGUCAAACCGGAAACGUUUGGAUUCAGUGUCCCGAUCGCCCAUAUAUUCACACUUCUCAGAGACAGUGACCGGCGCCUCAUCCAUACGAGCUUACGGUGCGAUUCAACGCUUCAUUGAGGAGUCAAACCGGAAAGUGGAUGAAAAUCACAGCUGCUAUUACUCUAGAAAUGCCGGUCUGUCCAUCAACUCUGCGUUGCAAAUAACGGCAACACUUAAUCAAUUAGUCAAAGGAAGUACUGAUUUGGAGUCCAAUAUUGUUUCGGUUGAGAGGAUAAUAGAGUACACGAAAGAGGAACAGGAGGCCGAGUGGUUCAGAGAUGAAUCCAAAUUGAAUGAGUCCUGGCCCUCGAACGGUGCCAUUAGUUUCAAUCGCUACAGUACCAGAUAUAGGGAAGGACUGGAUCUGAUACUGAAACAAAUAGAUGUGAAUAUAGAGCCGGGAACUCGAGUGGGAAUUGUUGGCCGAACCGGUGCUGGAAAGUCAUCCCUAACACUGGCUCUCUUCAGAAUUAUUGAAGCCGAUAGCGGUUCCAUAUCUAUAGAUGGUGUCACUAUAGCUGAUCUGGGUCUACAAGAAUUGAGAUCCAGGUUGACUAUCAUCCCUCAGGAUCCGGUGCUCUUCACGGGUACCCUACGAAUGAAUUUGGAUCCGUUCAACAGGUAUUCGGACAGUCAGUUAUGGACAGCACUAGAGUUGGCUCAUUUGAAGAAAUACGCCAAUUCUUUAGAGGCCGGACUCGACCACCAAAUAUCAGAGGGCGGCGAUAAUCUGAGCGUCGGUCAGAAGCAAUUGGUAUGUCUGGCCAGAGCUCUACUCAAGAAGUCUAAGAUUCUAGUCUUGGAUGAGGCGACCGCUGCGGUCGACCUCCAGACCGAUGAACUCAUUCAGAGGACCAUAAGAGAUGAGUUCUUCGACUGCACUAUUGUUACGAUCGCUCACCGAUUGAAUACAAUCAUGGAUUACGACAAAGUGAUGGUUAUGGACAGUGGGACUGUCGUUGAGUAUGACUCACCCAACGCACUGCUCAAUGACAAGCACACCACCUUCUACUCGAUGACCCGGGAUAGUCACCAGAGA